This is a messenger RNA of Neltuma alba, 1139 nucleotides long. Its product is annotated as stem-specific protein TSJT1. NCBI's taxonomy places the organism in Eukaryota, Viridiplantae, Streptophyta, Magnoliopsida, Fabales, Fabaceae. The record is from RefSeq and is a predicted model, not a curated record. Bases 148 to 909 code for a protein of 253 amino acids. The transcript has 4 exons.
CGCUGCCACUUGCAGAUUCUCAAAUGCCACCCGUCUGCGACCUUCUGAAUUUUUCAUUACUUUUCUUCGCAACGAAGACAAGCUUGCGACCUUCAUGACAUAGAGUGUGAGCAAGUUCUUGUUGAACGAAGUUCUCGUCGGCAAAAGAUGUUGGCUGUGUUUGAAAAAGCCACAGGAAAACCUCCGGUUGAGCUGGGUCUUCCCUCCAUGGGGUCGGAAAAUUCCAAGACACCGCAUGAAAUCUUGGAGAUUUUUCUGUCGAUGCGAUCGGAUUUUGCUCUUUACAACCUCCCACAUGGGAAUUUUAUGGCUCUGUCGCAUAAAGAAGAAAAUCCAAUGCACCCCAGGUCCAUUGUUGUUAUGGACGAUACCUUCUGCAUAUUUGUAGGGACUCUAGCCAAUGUUGCUGAUCUAAGGCAUUACUAUGGCCUGCCUAGGCAAGCCACAGAAGCCAUGGUCGUGGUUGAAGCUUACAAAGUUCUGAGAGAUCGAGCUCCUUACCCUCCUGACCAAGUCGUCAAAGACCUUGAUGGAAAGUUCGCAUUCAUCAUCUUUGAUGCCAAAACCAACACUCUUUUUGCGGCCAGAGAUCGAGAGGGAAGUGUGGAAUUUCAGUGGGGAAUGGCAAAGGAUGGAUCCUUGGUCUGCUCUGAUGAUCCUAACAUCACAAGACAGGGGUGUGGAAAAUCUUCUUCGCCUUUCCCUCCUGGGUGCAUAUUCAUGAAUGGAAUUGGACUGACAAGUUUUGAUCAUCCACUUCACAAGAUUCGAGCCAUUGCUCAUGAAGAUGACAAAGGAAACAUAUCAAGUGUGUAUUUCCAGGUGGAUUUAUACUCCAGAAUUCCCAGCAUUCCUCGUACUGGAAGUGCAUCCAAUUGGGCUGAUACUGCAACUGGUCAAAUAAAUUAAUUAUUCAAUCAAUGUUUCAAGAGUAUAAACCAGUAGAAACUGGUGCAAUUGUAAACAAUAAUCUGAAAAACUUCUAUUAAAGAAAUUGUUAUGAUCAUGGUUGUGGGGUUGGUGAAUAUCUGAUGAACCGUAGAAGGGGUAGCCUUAGAAGAUUCAACAAGAAUCCAAAUAAGGAUCCUUUUUUAGCGGGAGGAAGAAAUAUUAAUGGGAAGCUUUAACUUCAUUUGAUA